Molecule: messenger RNA, 333 nt
Organism: Pieris macdunnoughi
Lineage: Eukaryota; Metazoa; Arthropoda; Insecta; Lepidoptera; Pieridae
Source: the annotation of a GenBank genome assembly
AUGUGUGAUCUUUUGAAUGGUUAUUUUGAUGUUUAUAUGUUUAUAAAUGAUAGUGAACGCGUAGACACAGGACGUCAUAAGAGGAUCACGCAUUUCGGUGGCGUGGUGGUGUACAGCGCACGCUUGCCAUUCGAGUGGCAAAUUACCGUGACUCGGUCUGUCGCCGUUGUGCUACCGCUCCUGGCCGCAGCUCGUGAGCCCUUGUUGGCCGCGCGUUUCGGCGCGCCUUGUAUCGGCUGCUCAGAGGCCGUGGCGAGAACAUCGAGCGGGUCACCGCGUCGAGCCGGAGCGCACAAUCGCGUGCUCGGCCAGCGUGCGCUCAUAAGCCGCUAG